UCCUCCCAGAAAAAGAGCUGUGUGGAAGAGGCUGAGCUGGAGCCUGGAGGCCCCGAGGGCGAUGGUGACAAGAAAGGUGGCGCAGAGGGCAGCAGCGAUGAGGAAGGGAAACUGGUCAUCGAUGAGCCGGCCAAGGAGAAGAACGAGAAGGGGGUGCUGAAGAGGAGAGCAGGGGACAUGCUAGAGGACUCCCCUAAACGUCCCAAGGAGUCAGGAGACCAUGAAGAGGAAGAAAAGGAGAUGGCUACCUUGGAGGGUGAGAGGCCCCUACCCGUAGAGAUGGAGAAGAACAGCACCCCCUCUGAGCCAGACUCUGGCCGGGGACCUCCAGAGGAAGAGGAAGAUGAAGACGAGGAGGAGGCUACCAAGGAAGAGACUGAAGCCCAGGGUGCCAGAGACCAUGAGAGCCUGUAGCCACCAAUGUUUCAAGAGGAGCCCCUGCCCCGUUCCUGCUGCUGUCUGGGUGCUACUGGGGAAACUGGCCAUGGCCUACAAACUGGGAACCCUUCCCCCCACCCCCCAAUCCACUCUCCUCCUUCACUCAGUUUCUCCUUUUUUAAGCCCACCUCCUGGAAACUGGCUUGAUCUUCACCUCCAGUUCCCUGUACCCUGUGACCUGAGUCAGGGCCAUGUGCUCUGGAAUGAGAUGAGGCCGUUAUCUCCUUAGAUUUGUCUCCUAGGACUUGCGUUGGGGUCUGGGCCGCUGUUUCCGCCUCUUGACACCUUUGCCCUCCUUGCAGGUACUCUAGACCUUUGGGCUGGGCGGGGCAGAAGAGGGGUAAUGGAAUAUUAACUUGAGUAUGGGUUCUUGGGUGGCAUCUCCUGAGCUCUUGCUCUUACACCUAUUUUCCCAUCUGCCCAAAUUCAAGAAAAGGGGACACUGGGAAAGAGGCUCCCAUCCAUCCAUCCUUUGAUGAUUUUGAGAACUUUUUUUUUUUCCUGAACCCUAGGGUUCAAGGAAUUAUAGUUUAACAUCAAGACUUUGGGGUUUCCACAUGGUUAGGGUUAAGGACCUGGAGAGCUGAUAAUCUGAAAGAUUAACUCAUCAGUUGUAGUGUCUCUCUAGAUCUCAGGUCAGAGAUGGGUAAUGGGGGUGGGGGAGACCCUGCUGCCUUCUUCCCCCUGAGCUCCAGGCCAGCCUCUAGUCAGAUACAUCACCCAGACAGAAAGGAAAAGAUACAUUUUUUAGGAAAUGUUUUUAAUAAAAGAAAAUUACAAAAAGGAAAAAAAACCAACCUGUUAAUCCCAACCCUUUGUGUGCCCCCCACUACUGACCCAUUUCUGGGGUGCACUGGGAGGCUCCCUUUCUGUUCGAGUUGAUGACUCCUUGGAGCUGGUCCUCUGGUGUUGGCACACAUUUAGCUUGUAGCCCACUGAAUACCGGGGAAAGUGCUCUCUCCCAGCCUCUUAUGGGGUUCUUACGCCCCCUUACUUCUUUUGUUCCUAUCCCUCCCUUGGGCUCUGAAGAAAAAUUGCUGACUGUAGCUUUGGAAGUGUAGCUCUGAGAACCAUAGACAAUUUGAAUUCUAGGAAAAUAAAGCCGUUGAUUACUA
Molecule: messenger RNA, 1553 nt
Organism: Microtus ochrogaster (prairie vole)
Lineage: Eukaryota; Metazoa; Chordata; Mammalia; Rodentia; Cricetidae
Gene: Hdgf
Product: hepatoma-derived growth factor-like
Exons: 3
Source: RefSeq, a predicted model, not a curated record